AUGGCUUAUGUGGACCAGAGGUACAACAUGGCUUAUGUUGGAUCAGAGGUACAACAUGGCUUAUGUUGGACCAGAGGUACAAAAUUCCUUAUGUUGGACCAGAGUGGACCAGAUGUACAAUAUCGCUUAUGCUGGAACAUAGGUACAACAUGGCUUAUCUUGGAUCAGAGUCAUGAACUGCUUAAUGGCGUCGGCAAACCAGCUUCUAAUUUUGCUCUUCCUGAGGCACUCAUUUGCGUGUGGCAGCAGCAGAUGCUGUUACUGCUCGUGGCCUCGACGAGGUUGAAGCCUCUUGAUAAUUCGUACGUGCCCGGCCGCCCGCGUGCCCGCGUGACGUCACGGCGAGGAGAGAGGAAACUCCAUUCCUCAUCCCACCACCUGCCUCCUCCUCCUCCUCCUACUUCUCAACCUCCUCCUCCUCCCCCUCCUUCUCCUCCUCCUCCUCCUCCUCCUUUCCCUCAGCCACCUUCCAGUACCUCAACAUCCCCCUCAACUCCAUUGCCCGUAGGGCAGAACAAGGAGAGAGGAGGAGGUGGGAGCUCGACCUUUUCUAAUUUCUUCGGCAGUGACCUCGGCCAGGGAUCCUUCACCCCAUCCCCAGAUAACACGGGGGAUCCCCCAGGACUCUCCCAAACUAACCCCCCGCCCCCCACCACAAUCCCUGAAAACAACCUCAAACAGCCAAUACGGGAAAAGGAUCCCUGA
Messenger RNA from Macrobrachium nipponense, 705 nucleotides. Its product is annotated as circumsporozoite protein-like. The transcript has 5 exons. Lineage: Eukaryota; Metazoa; Arthropoda; Malacostraca; Decapoda; Palaemonidae. The record is from RefSeq and is a predicted model, not a curated record. The coding region runs from base 1 to 705 and encodes 234 amino acids.